Solanum tuberosum (potato) is the source of this 1889-nucleotide messenger RNA. RefSeq names its product auxin-responsive protein SAUR21-like. Lineage: Eukaryota; Viridiplantae; Streptophyta; Magnoliopsida; Solanales; Solanaceae. The transcript has a single exon. Gene Ontology annotation, biological process: response to auxin. The record is from RefSeq and is a predicted model, not a curated record. The coding region runs from base 337 to 585 and encodes 82 amino acids.
CUUAUUUAAAAAUUCCAAAAUGAGGAUGCCUUGCUCAAGUUGAAAGCAAUGGUAGGGACUGCUGUUCUUGAACUAACAGUGUCUUAAUUUAAUUCACCUGGAAGGCAAAAGCAUGUGAUACUUCAGUGACAUUGUCUUCUGCUGGUGCCCACAAAUUUAUUUUCAACACAUAACAGGAUUCUAUGAGUUGCCAUUGCCUAUUUAAACACAUUCAAAGAGGUGUCUACCACCACAACUCUCAGCAAAAUUUGAUAGUAUUCAAAGCUUUCUUUGCUCUUGAGGUCUUUGAUACAUAUUCUUUCUUUGUUUUCUCAUCUAUAUUAAAACUAAAAGAUCAUGGCUAUCCGUAUGCCUCGAAUAAUCAAGAAGUCUUCAGAUAUUCCCAAGGGUCACUUUGCUGUGUAUGUUGGAGAGGAACAGAAGAAGAGAUUUGUGAUUCCGAUAUCAUUCUUGAGUGAACCUUUAUUUCAAGAUUUGCUUAAUCAAGCUGAGGAAGAAUUCGGCUUUGAUCAUCCAAUGGGUGGUGUCACAAUUCCCUGCACCGAGGAUUUGUUUGUUAAUCUUACAUCUCGCUUGAGGAAGUGAUAUGAAAACCAAUCCCCAUUCUUUUGCUUACACAAUUUUGUAACUAUGUUAAGCAGGAUUUUCAGAGUGUACAGUUCAGGAGUUAGAAAAAACAGUAACUUGACGUUAGAAUUAGGGGAGUCUAACUAGGUAGACUAAUGAAUUUAGCUCCAUAAAAGAAUGGAGAUGUAAUACCCUUUGUGUCUUGAUUAAGUUGACACUUUUCUACUUCAAAGGAAAUUGAAGCAAUGAUAGUUUUUUACUUCUAUGGUUCCAUUCAAUUCCUUAUAUUGAUUGAAUAACUCAUUGCAAUAUAAAAAUUCUGUGUACAAUGAGCUUGUUGAUCGGUUUUCUUUGUUCUUAUCUGAUCCAAGAUCUUAAGCAUUUCCAUUCCUGAUUAAAAUGUGUAAGUUAAUUUACUUAUAAUAAGAUAUGGCAUCUGUACUUUUCUUGAAUAUUGAAUACAGAUAUCUGGCAAUAACAAGAUUAUGACUUACAAUAAUGGAAAUUUGGAAAUUGUAGCCUUCUGUAUUCUCUGUUAUUUGGAAACAUUUACUCUGCUGAGAUAAUUUGAGUAAUUAUUAUCUAGAUAGUUGAUCGUGCAUAAUGACUUAGCAUGAGGGACCAAACAACUUUGUCAGAUAUUGCUGUAAAUUCAUUUCUAAUUGUAGAGUUGUUGAAUUACAAGACAAUUACACAUGGUUAUAAUUUGAUCAAAGAUCAUGUGUUAGACAAUUACCUUUUAUCUAUUCGAUUUCUAAAGAUCCUCUGUUCUCUAUCUAGUCUGUGGCCUGCUGUUCUUCAGGCACAAUGGCCUAAAAUCAUAUAUACUUGACAAUGAGUUGAGUAGCAAAACCAUGUGAUACUUCAUGUGCUAUUGUCAAUCAACAGUACAACAAAUGCCUCUCCACCAGUUAAAAUCUUAUAUAUGAUUGAUUUGUUUUCUCUUAUAAAUGGACACAUGACAGUUUGCAUCUGGGGUAUGUUACAGUCCUAGUGGAUAGUGUUCCAGACACAAAUCAUCACAAGACACCACCAUUUUUAUGGAUUUGAUUCUGAGAGAUCCUUUGUUCCAUGUAUGAGAAAAAAGGUAGGACCUAUUGUUGUUGAACUUAUAUGAGCUAUAAUGUUGUCAAUUAGUUGGAAGACAGAACCAUGUGGUAAUUGAUAUAUCAUUGUCUUCACCACAAAUAAUGAGAUUUUAUGACUUGCCAUUUGCUUAUAUAAACUUGUUUUGCGAAGUUGUCACCACCACAACUCUCCACAAAACAAAGAAUACUACUUGAAGCUUUUCUCUUCUUUCAGGAUCUUAAAGUAUUCUUUCU